This is a messenger RNA of Venustampulla echinocandica, 2373 nucleotides long. RefSeq names its product R3H protein. NCBI's taxonomy places the organism in Eukaryota, Fungi, Ascomycota, Leotiomycetes, Helotiales, Pleuroascaceae. Gene Ontology annotation, biological process: galactose metabolic process. Gene Ontology annotation, molecular function: nucleic acid binding. The record is from RefSeq and is a predicted model, not a curated record. The coding region runs from base 1 to 2373 and encodes 790 amino acids. The transcript has 6 exons.
AUGGCUACUGCACAAAUGUCUGCGGAUACUUCUCGAUUGUCGUUUGCUAAGGUAGCUGCAUCUGCUGGCAAGGACAAUGUAGCCCUUAGUUCUUUUAAUAAAGCUGCAGGAUCUGUCCCUGCUCGAGCUUUGAAAACGGAGAACAUCUUAAUGCAGGCUCAUAAGGAGCAAGAACUGCACGAAUCCCCUCAGGCUGCCGAGUCAUCCCUCGAUAAUAACCAGUCUGUACAGGAAGAGGGUGGGCCAAAAGUUAUGACCCACCCUCAGCCCGCAUCCGCAUGUGAAGCCAAUCUGGUGGAUGCAGUCAAAGCUCUGAACAUUGACGGAGACCGCAGUAUGCCAAUGCCCAGUUUAGUCGUGAAUGGUUCAGGCACAGGCGCUAUAAAUGCUAGGAAGAAGCCGGAUCCAGCAGAUACUUUCGCGGAGGACCCAUUUCAGCGUCCAGAUUCUGGAUCAGAGCUGGGUACUAAGCCACCGAGUCUAGAUGGGAAGAGUAUCACAUCCGGAACUACGUUUGCAUUGGAUGAGAAGGAAUCCUUGCGGCCUGAUGAUAGCGCCAGUGUCAAAGCUGCCGAGGACGAUGAUACUUUUUCAGGACGAGGCUCAAUCGUCGCUGGCUCCCGGAUUGGAUCUGAGGCAGCUGCUCGUGCAUACCGUGCUCAGUUUUAUGAAUCUCCAGACAGGCGUAUGCAGCCUAUGCCCGAACGACAAAGUCACGGAGUCAAUACCCCUCAGAGUGGGUCGUCUGGACCGCAGGUCACAGAUGAUGGAAAGCCUAAUAAGACCCUUAUUGGGCAGCCGGGUGUUCCAGAUGCCUUUAAUCUCUUCUAUCGCCAAACGCCAGAUGAGAAAUUGUUGGAAGCACUCGAGUCACCGAAAGACCGCAUUUUCCUGCUCCGAUUAGAGCAAGACUUGCAAAAAUUUGUUAUUGAUUCCAAAGAGCCGUUCAUCGAUCUACCACCAUGCAACUCGUUCUGCAGGAUGCUAACUCAUAAGCUGGCUGAUUAUUACCACAUGACCCAUCAAGUUGACUCUGUAGCCGGAGCUGUUCGUAUUUUCCGGACCCCGUUUUGCCGGUUGCCUCCCUCAUUGACCAGCAUCUCAAACCCCCCCACAUCAGGGAAUACCCCGCCUCCAACGAUGCCAGCGAUGAAGAUAAUGCGACGGGGGGGAGAUAAUGACACUGGCCCAAGUACUUCAAAAGCGACUUCAGAAACUGGUAGUGAUGGCAAAGAAAAAUCCCUUUCAGCUAAAGAAAAGUUGUCUAGAGAAGAACGAGAGGCCGCUUACAACAGGGCACGCGAGCGUAUCUUCGGUAAGGAUGAAAAGGCAGGAGAUGCCACACCAGAUACCGAAGAUGGUAAUGAGAUGUCGCGGUCUAGCUCUAUUUCAACGAAAGACAGAUCUAGUCAGAGUAAACGAUCCAAGCCGGUAAAGCGACGAGAUGAUUCGGAAAACUUUGACGUUCGAUCGCAGUAUACUCCCUUCUUCCCCCAAACUCAGGUACCGACAUGGACUCCAACAUCUCAUUAUUCGCCUAUGCCCCCGCAGACAUUUAAUGGGACUGGCCAGAAUAUGUAUCACACCUCAGUGCCGCCUCAAUUCAAUGGCCCACCACAACAAUUCAAUCCGACCGCUGUUAGCAAUGGAAACAUGCAAGUAUAUAACAAUAUACCCCAGCAAUAUGCCCAACCAGGCCAACCCCGAUUUCAGCCGCAUAGUGCCCCUAUUACUGCCUACGGCUCACCUGUUCAGCCGGCUCCAGUUGCACCACAGCAGUGGCAGCAGCAGCAGCAGCCUCUGUAUCAGAGUCCAUAUCAACCCCGAGGACCAAUGGCGACUGGACCUCCGAAUUCCAUUCCCUAUGCGUUUGGCCAGCUGCCAAGCACUGCAAAUCCAGCUGAUCCCAAGAGCCAGCACCCGAUCCCCGGGAGUUUCAAUCGGCAUGCGUUUAAUCCAAAAACACAAUCCUUCGUCCCUGGCAACGCCGGUCUCCCAAUUCCGCAGACCAUGCCACAUCAUGGGUCUCCUCUCCACGGAUCCCCGCAUCUCACAUAUGACACAUAUACUGCCCCCCAACAGCAAUUUGGAAGCGGAAUGGGUUACAGCAUGGCUCGGCAAGGUUCGAAUAACUCUUUGCCGUCUUACCAUGCAUCUCCGCAUAUAGCUCACAGGCCAAUGAUGCAUCAAAGCAUGCAACAAGGCAUGGCUCAUGGAAUGCCUCAGGGAAUACCUCAAGGGCUACCUCAAGGGCUACCUCAAGGUGUGCCCCAAGGCAUGCAGGGGCUGCCGCAGAAUGGGCAAGUUGGACAUCAUCUUCCUAAUUAUGGCAAUUCAUCAACGCUUCCCCCAAAGCCACCUACAGGAGUUUAA